Messenger RNA from Vicia villosa (hairy vetch), 582 nucleotides. RefSeq lists its product as uncharacterized. The coding region runs from base 1 to 582 and encodes 193 amino acids. Lineage: Eukaryota; Viridiplantae; Streptophyta; Magnoliopsida; Fabales; Fabaceae. The record is from RefSeq and is a predicted model, not a curated record. The transcript has a single exon.
AUGGUGUUACUGUUUUUAGUUUUUAUAAGGUAUCAUCGACCAGUGGCUCCGGAUUCAUCAACCAGUCUCUCGUUUUACUUCACAAAUCUCCACCCAUUUUCUUCCAUUGAUCUUCAUCCAAUGUUCUCUUCAACGAUUUGUGUUGAAAGCUUUUCUGGCACUAACAAUGUUCAUGCUCCAUCAAACCAGAACAAUGGUUCUUCUUCAAACCAUAAUAAAGGUUAUCAAAAUGAUACCUUAAAUCCCUAUUUCAUGCAUCCCAAUGAAAAUGCAGCUCUUAUUCUAGUUACACCUUUAUUGAAUGCUGACAAUUAUCAUUCUUGGUCCCGUUCCAUGACAAUGGCUUUAAGGUCCAAUAACAAGCUUCACUUCAUCAAUGGAGCAUUGCCAAGACCAUCGAACGAAUAUGUUCAUUCAAUAGCUUGGGAUAGGUGCAACACUUUGAUAAUGUCAUGGCUAAAUAAUUCAGUUGAAUCAGAGAUUUAUCAAAGCAUCUUGUGGAUGGAAACUAGAUCCAACAUAUGGAAAAAGUUGAAAGAUAAGUUUUAUCAUGGUGAUAUUUUCCGAAUCUCGGAUAUUUAA